This is a messenger RNA of Aspergillus ochraceoroseus IBT 24754, 1397 nucleotides long. It is a transcript of the gene aspA, whose product is annotated as putative septin AspA. The transcript has 5 exons. Gene Ontology annotation, biological process: cytoskeleton-dependent cytokinesis. NCBI's taxonomy places the organism in Eukaryota, Fungi, Ascomycota, Eurotiomycetes, Eurotiales, Aspergillaceae. Bases 300 to 1397 code for a protein of 365 amino acids. The record is from RefSeq and is a predicted model, not a curated record. Gene Ontology annotation, cellular component: cytosol; microtubule cytoskeleton; septin complex. Gene Ontology annotation, molecular function: molecular adaptor activity; GTPase activity; GTP binding.
UUGCUUCCUCUCCUUUCUUAACCCAUCAUGUCGUCCGCCUAUAACGCAGUAUGUUACUUCCUUCCCCUUUCUGGCUUCACGACUUCAACAGGCGAUCCACCUCCCCCCUCCCCCCUCUCUUCCCCCUUCCAUCGACCCCUUCUCAAUUCCUCCCUGUCUUGAAACAAGGCUUGCAUCUGCAGACCCCUCAUGGCUCCCUUCUACAUUAGCUUCAUGUCUGUUUCUAAUCCAUUCUGCGCCUCCUUUAGAUCAAGCUCCGCCGCAAGAAGAAUGUAAAGAAGGGUAUCCAGUUCAGUUUGAUGGUCUGUGGUGCCAGCGGAACUGGACGUACGACUUUUGUCAACACCCUUUGCGGCAAGCCGGUGCUUCAGAGCAAGGACGCGGAUGAUGCUGCCAAUGCUCAUCUCGAGGAAGGUGUUCGCAUCAAGCCAGUCACAGUUGAGCUCGAGUUGGACGACGAAGGCACCCGAAUCUCCCUCACCAUCGUUGAUACCCCAGGAUUCGGUGACCAGAUUGACAACGAAGCCAGGCAUGUGGUCACCGCCAAUCUUGUUUUUGGUGAAAUCGUGGGAUACCUAGAGCGCCAAUACGAUGACAUUCUUGCCGAGGAAUCACGAAUUAAGCGAAACCCCCGUUUCAGGGAUAACCGUGUCCACGUCCUCCUGUACUUUAUUACACCAACCGGCCACGGUCUGCGUGAGCUGGACAUUGAAUUGAUGAAGCGCCUUUCUCCCCGUGUCAAUGUUAUCCCCGUCAUUGGAAAGGCCGACUCCCUCACCCCCGCAGAACUCGCUGAGUCGAAAAAAUUGAUCAUGGAGGACAUUGAACAUUAUCGCAUUCCCGUUUACAACUUCCCUUACGAUAUCGAGGAGGAUGACGAGGAUACCGUGGAAGAGAACGCUGAGCUGCGGGGCCUGAUGCCUUUUGCCAUCGUCGGUUCCGAGGAUAUGGUUGAAAUUGAUGGACGUAAGGUACGAGCCCGGCAAUACCCAUGGGGCGUUGUCGAGGUCGAAAACCCACGACACUCUGAUUUCUUGGCCAUCCGAAGUGCUCUUCUUCACAGUCACCUUGCAGACCUGAAGGAAAUCACUCACGACUUCCUCUAUGAAAACUACCGUACUGAGAAACUCAGCAAGAGUGUUGACGGUGCUGCUGCGUACAAUAGUGGCGGCGAUUCAUCCAUGAACCCUGAAGACCUUGCAACCCAGUCCGUCCGUCUGAAGGAAGAACAGCUCCGUCGUGAAGAGGAGAAGCUUCGUGAGAUCGAGCUGAAGGUCCAGCGUGAGAUUGCCGAGAAGCGCCAGGAACUGUUGGCUCGGGAGAGCCAAUUGAGGGAGAUCGAGGCCCGUAUGGCUCGCGAAGCAAGCCAACUAGAGGCAGCCAACGGAGAUCACUAA